AUGGUUGCUAUUAGCGACCGAGUAACCGAAACACUGAAGAUGUCCACGAUAAAAAAUGAACUUUGACGGCUGAAAUUUGUUAAAAUUGGGGUUUCUACUCACCAUGGCGACUCCUCAGAGACAUGCAGAAAGCUUGUUGAAGAUGGAGGGCAGCGCUGUGGAGCAUAUGGACAGUAUUCAGACGUUACCAGAGAAACUUCAGUGUCUUUCUACAGAAGAUGUAACAGACAGAAGAGUGCUGCGAUCCAGGAUAGACGAACAGUCAAGUUUGAUCUGCAUGCUGAAACGGAGAGCAGAUGAGAUGAUUCUCCGAUAUCAAGCCCUGCAGAAAAUCAAUACAGAGCUUGAGGAGCAAGUAACACACUGCCAGGAAGAACUGGACGGUGCAAGAAAGAAAACAGAGGAAACAGAGAAAAGCUUUAGGGAUUUAGUUGCCUGCAGUCAAGGAAUUAUUGAAUUCAUGGAGGAGCACAAAAAAAAGAAUGUCCAGCUGAAGCUGGAAAAUGAACAGCUGCAGAAAGAAAAUCAGACACUUUUCUCCCAAAAGUUACACGAUAAAGAAGUGCAUGUUCAAAAACUAAUGCAAGACAUCAAACUGCUGACGGAGAAAUACACAAAAAAAGAAAACGAAUAUCGAGAGAAAUUAGCUGGAUGUGAAUCAAAAUUCCUGGAACAAGCAACUCAGCAUAAAGCCAAGGAAAGAUCAUUGCUCAGUCAGUUGCAUGAUGCUCAACAACAGCACAGAGAAGGUGUAGAAAUAUGCAAAGACUUGAAGCAGAAGCUACAGGAGGCCGAAGAACAGCUUGCUUUGAAGGAAACCAACAUCAGAGAAAGCUUGACGAAUCUCACCAACGAGAAGGACAAAUUACUGUGUCUUUCUGUAGAAAGAGGCAAAGUAAUACAGGAAAAACAAAAGGAAAUCCAGCAACUGGAGAGAAGCUGGAAAGAGGAGAAGAAAGCCCGGAUCAAAGCACAGGAGAGGUACAAUGUGUACCAACAAUGUUUCUAUUCUACUGCUGAGUGGAACAAGUCAAAUCUGUAUUUGUCCUCGACUUUCUAUAGGUUCAAACUGGAAGCAGAAGCAGUUAACACAGAUGUAAGAGUGAAGUCUCUGCAGUCUGCUCUUGAUGAAUCGGAGACAAAGUUUGAGAAGCUGAAUAAGGAUUUUGAUGCCUUCAAGGAACACAGCACCUACCUCCUGGCACAGGAAAAGGAGUUAAAUAAGACACUUCGCCUUGUGAUAGGCUAAACUUCAGUAUUACGUUAAGUGCUACAAUUUUUUGACUUUGUUUUAAUCCAAACAAACUUUUUUCCAAGUAUGUGUACUUGCUGUAGGUGCCAACACUGAAAAUAGAAAAUAAACCAUGACAAAAAUGUUAUAUAUAUAUAUAUAUCACAAUGUAAAUUUUAAUAUCUUUGGCUUAGAACCACAACACGUAUACUUAGACAUGUUAGAAGUUUCUCAAAUACAACUAAUACUGUACAAAUGUUCUCAUAAAACUUUCCAACCUUAUAGACAAAUGA
Messenger RNA from Amphiprion ocellaris (clown anemonefish), 1524 nucleotides. RefSeq names its product coiled-coil domain-containing protein 89. The record is from RefSeq and is a predicted model, not a curated record. NCBI's taxonomy places the organism in Eukaryota, Metazoa, Chordata, Actinopteri, Pomacentridae. Bases 104 to 1249 code for a protein of 381 amino acids. The transcript is spliced from 6 exons.